AUGACGGGCCUGGGCCUGGGCCUCAGAACGGGCACGAGAAGCUCAUCAGCAAUGAAGGUGGUGGCGCAGGGAACAAUCUUUAAAGUUUGGAGGCCGUGAGAUUCAGCAUCAGCACUUGGGGGUGGCGCUUAUCAGAUAGAGCUCCCUUGUCUUAAGCGGAGGCAUCGGAGUGGGGUCUGCUCAAAGCUGAAACUUCUCUGCAUGUAGAAAGCCAGUUUUAGCUCUCUACGGGCUGCAUGGUCUGUUGUCAUGCUUAGGGUCCCAAUGCAGGAGGCUUGAACUGACUGCUUGCGCACCAUCAGUCCAGCAGAUCUAAUGCCGACAUGUGCUGAUGUGACCGAUUGCACCAUGUCGGUCGAAUUAUCAAAUCGGGGGGAGGGACCAGCUUCCAAUGGGGAGCUGCAUGAUGACGUCAGCGAAGGUAACCUGGACACAAAGCGCCUGCUGACGCCCCGUAGAAGACAGACUGGCGGGUAUGAAGAAAUCGCAAUGGACAUUGGCCGCCCAAGCCCAGACGGAACCGCUCUCCUUCUGGAGUCGAUGUCCCAUGAAAUUAUGCGCCUGCGAGUGGCCACCGGCGGACUCGCUAUCUUUGCGGUGCUGGCGACAUUCGUGGCAAUCGGGCUGGCCAUAACUAGGUGGGAUGCAAGCGCGCCUCCCCCAGUCGGCCGCAGCCCCUGUUUUGACAACAGCAUAUAUCAGGAUUACGGGCCGAUAGCAAAGCAGAUCAUCUCUGUGGCGACAUCCGGGCCCAGCUUCGGAGACGAGAUCCAUAAGCGCCUCGAAAAGCUGUGCUUCACCUUUGGUCCAAGGUUCAGCGGUACCGACGCUCUGAACUCAGCUAUUGAUUGGGUGGCGGAGGAGAUGACGCUGGACGGGCUGGAGAAGGUGCACAAGGAGGCGGUAGCCAACAUCUCCAACUGGAAGCGCAACGAGGAGUGGGUCUACAUGCUGCAGCCGCGCCUGCUGGAGCUGCCCAUGCUGGGCCUCGGGGGGAGCGUGGCGGGGAACGUCCAGGGACAGCUGAUCGCCGUGGCGGACUGGGACGAGCUGCAUCUGCGCGCUGAUGAGGUCGCUGGCAAGAUCGUGCUCUUCAACGUGCCCUUCACCACGUAUUCGGAGACUGUACAAUACCGCUACCGCGGGGCCAUCGAGGCAGGCAGGCUGGGGGCAAUUGGGGCGCUCCUUCGCUCUGUCAGCAGCUUCAGCAUGGGCAACCCGCACACAGGCGCCACACGAUACGAGGAGGGGACGCAGCCGAUCCCCUUUGCGGCGAUCGCAGUAGAAGCGGCAGAUUUGAUCCAGGGCCUGCUGGGCACGGGGCAGGCCGUCGAGGUGCACCUGCAGAUGACCGCCCAAACCGAGGCCCCCGCGCAGGCCUUCAACGUGAUGGGCCAAGUGACCGGGGGAAUGACCCCCGACGAGGUGGUCGUGCUCGGGGGGCACAUCGACUCCUGGGACGUGGGCCUGGGUGCGAUGGACGACGGGGCGGGCUUGCUGGUGUGCUGGCACGCCGUGCGCCUCAUACACACGCUCGGGCUGCGGCCAAGGCGAACGAUACGCGUGGUGGGCUGGGCGAAUGAGGAGCAAGGGCGGGUCAACGGGGUGCUUGGGGCCGACGUCUAUGCUGCGAAGCACCGGGACGAGCGGCACGUCCUGGCUAUUGAGUCGGACAGCGGGGCAUUCAACCCGCUGGGCUUCACAUACCUGGGUCCCGACAGCGCCCUGCGGACCAUGCAAGCGCUUUCCGGCACGCUGCUGGGGGCGCUCAACGCGACGCAGGUGGUCAACGGCACGGGAACGGGGGCGGACGUGCUGCCGAUGUACGAGACGCAAGGGACGCCGGCGCUCGAGCUGCUGACGGAUGCGACCAGGUAUUUCUGGUACCAUCAUUCAGUAGCAGAUACGCCUGAUAAAAUGGAUCCGGAUGAACUUGCACGCUGCGCAGCUACCUUAGCAGUCAUAGCAUAUACAGUUGCAGAUUUGGAACAACCGCUGUAUAUACCUAGAUGAUCAAUUUCGUUUGGACAACUUGCUCGCAGUUUUGAAUUUUGAUCGAAACGUGCUUUGACCAUAUUCGCAUGCAAUGCGGUCUUGGGAUUAGUCAGUCGCACUGACCUUG
Molecule: messenger RNA, 2122 nt
Organism: Klebsormidium nitens
Lineage: Eukaryota; Viridiplantae; Streptophyta; Klebsormidiophyceae; Klebsormidiales; Klebsormidiaceae
Source: the annotation of a GenBank genome assembly